AGGCGGUGUGUUGCCCUGCAGGCCUGCACAUGUGAAAUGUGCAGCAUAUGUUCAGAGUUGAAUGUUGAAGCGUGAAGGCAUGCAAGGAGAAUGUGUUUAGAACUCAGUCUUCAUUUCAGAUUGGAGUCUGUGAAGAGCCUACUUCGAGGAGGCGCUGAGCUUCUACCUCUCUGCUAAAGCUGCAACCAACAUGGAUACCGGACAACAGCGGCUUCACGACCUGGGGUACAAGCAGGAGUUGAAGCGUGAACUGAACCUGUUCACCAACUUUGCGGUCUCCUUCUCCAUCAUCUCCAUCUUAACCGGCAUAACCAGCCAGUUUGGCACUGGGUUAGGCAAUGGCGGCCCGGUUGUCAUGGUCUGGGGCUGGGUCAUCGUCUGCUUCUUCUCCUUCGUUGUGGGGCUCAGCAUGGCGGAGAUUUGCUCCUCCUUCCCGACAACGGGCGGGCUGUACUUCUGGAGCGCAAAGCUGAGCGGCCCAAGAUUUGGGCCGUUUGCAGCGUGGAUCACGGGGUGGUUCAAUUUGCUGGGACAGGUGGCAGUGACCGCAGGCAUCGACUUCUCGCUCGCCCAAAUCAUCUCGGUCGUGAUCGCGCUCUCCACGCGCGGCGAGGACGGCGUCGGGUACGUCUGCAACAAGGCCACGGUGUUGGGCAUUUACGCCGCGAUCCUGGUCUGCCACGGACUGCUCAACACCUUCGGUGUGAAUUGGCUCAGCUUCCUGAACACAGUCUCAGUGGCGUGGCACAUCGUGGGUACCAUCGUGAUCGUGAUUCUACUUCCAGCAGUUGCCCCGACGCACCAGCCUGCGAGUAAGAACCCUUGCGCCUUUACUGACUCUGGAAUUCCAAGCCUUAGUCCCUAA
Molecule: messenger RNA, 865 nt
Organism: Klebsormidium nitens
Lineage: Eukaryota; Viridiplantae; Streptophyta; Klebsormidiophyceae; Klebsormidiales; Klebsormidiaceae
Source: the annotation of a GenBank genome assembly